AGGCUUGGUUUCGGACACAACAAAAUAAGAAUAAAUUAGUGAAGGUAAAUAAACCUUAGAAGAGAGGAAGCUGAAAAAAAAAGAAAAAAGAAUAAAAAAAAAUGGGUUUCCGAAGCUCUUCUCUUCUCUGCAUGGCUAUUUUGCUUGCAUGCUCUUCCGCUAUUUACGCCUUUGACAUCACAAAAACUCUCAGCAAAUAUCCAAAAUUUGAGUCACUCAACAAAUACCUCACCGAAACCAAGCUUGCAGAACAAAUGAACAGCCGCAACACCAUCACUCUCCUCGCCGUUGAUAACGGCGGUUUCUCUGCCAUCGCUAACAAGUCCCCAGAAACCAUUAAGGCCAUCAUCAGCACCCAUGUCAUCCUUGACUACUAUGAUCCCAAGAAGCUCGUCGAAGCCAUUGGCAACAAGGAACAACUAACCACCCUCUACCAAUCCUCAGGCAAAGCCGUCAACAAUCAAGGCUUCCUCACCGUUUCCAUGGUCGGUGAAGGCGAGAUCGCCUUCGGCUCCGCCGUCAAAGGCGCCCCCGCCGAUGAUGCCGAGUUUGUCGAGCCCAUCACCUCUGAGCCCUACAACAUCUCCAUUAUCCAUGUCACCAAGUUCAUCAUACCCCCGGGCAUUGACUCUCAAGCUAAGGCACCAGCUCCGUCGGGACAGACUGCCAAAGCUCCUGUGUCGACUAAGGCUGCCAAGGCCCCAGCUCCGACACAGGCUGCUAAGGACUCUGCCCCGACACCAAGUGCCAAGGCACCAAUUCCAUCGGAGACUGCAGCUACACCUACAGCUGAGUCUCCGGUGGACGCUGCUGAUGCCUCAGCAACAAGCCCAUCAGCUGAGGGACCAGGUCCCGCAGCUGAUGAUGGAGCUGCAGAUGCUGCUUCUGCUAGCAGCCCUUCUACCACUAAAAUGGGUGUCGUUGGGGUAGUGAUGGCUUUCGCUUCCCUCUUCAUUGUCUUGUAAAGUGCUUCUUGAUGAUAUACUCAUACACAUAUGAUGAUUGGCUUGAAGAAAGAAACUCAAGAGUAUUGGAAGAGAUACACAAGAGUUUGUUGUUAUUGAAAAUUUGUCAAUGACAUUAAACUCGUGAUUUAGUGGUUGCGAAAUAAAUAAAUGAAAAAAAAAAACUAAUAUUUGAAUUAAUGUCCUAUUUGGGUAUUUUAUCUUUUUUUGCCCUUUCCUUUUGAUUUUUUUAAGGGUCCUAUAUAUUGACAUCUCACAUGGUAAAUUUGGACCUAGCUUCCCCUUUCCUACAUUCUUGUAAGACUAGGGAUUCAAAUAGUCCAUUCCCAAAUUGUCUCCUCAAUAAAAAUUGAUAUGUAAUUUAAAAUACUCAUUUUUAUUGUAUUUUUCUGUUUUCAUACAUCGUCUUCAAUCAAAAUCAUUUGGAGUGAUAUGUAAUUUUAUUA
Cajanus cajan (pigeon pea) is the source of this 1411-nucleotide messenger RNA. RefSeq names its product fasciclin-like arabinogalactan protein 3. Gene Ontology annotation, cellular component: plasma membrane. Lineage: Eukaryota; Viridiplantae; Streptophyta; Magnoliopsida; Fabales; Fabaceae. The record is from RefSeq and is a predicted model, not a curated record.